Messenger RNA from Zea mays, 1029 nucleotides. RefSeq lists its product as uncharacterized. The record is from RefSeq and is marked validated. Lineage: Eukaryota; Viridiplantae; Streptophyta; Magnoliopsida; Poales; Poaceae. Gene Ontology annotation, cellular component: chloroplast stroma.
CAGCGGAUAAGCCACCCGCUUCCGAUCCGAUUCCACAGCUCGACCAACUCUCCGCCUCCCGUCACCACCUCGCGGCUCGCGCUCUCCGAUCCCGCGCAUAUUCUCCACCCCGUCCUCUGCUCCGCCCCAUCAGUACAUCACCACGCACUACUAGGACGCCGCGCCGCAGCCCCACCAUCUCCGAGACCGAGUUCUGAUCGCCGCCGGAACCGGUACACGGAAAGCCGUAAACCAAUGGCGCUCCUCGCGCCGAGCCCGCGCGCGCUCUGCGUGCGGGAGGCCGCGGCGGCGUCGCCGCACCCGCACUCGUUGGCGACCGCCGCCUGCUCGACCGUUGGCGGCGGGGUGGCUGGGCGGGCGCUGUGGCUGUGGAACGGCGGCGGGACGGGGAGGAGGAGGAGGGAGCGCCGGGAGAGGUUCCGGGCGGAGGCAUACUUCUGGGACGUGUCCAAGCCGGUGGAGAUGGAGGAGAUCGACAGCAUGGAGAAGCUCGACGACGCGCUCAGGUGGUCCGUCGAGAACAACCAGCCCAUCAUCAUCGACUGGAUGGCAAGUUGGUGUCGGAAAUGCAUAUACCUGGUGCCCAGAAUGGAGAAGAUAGCAGGAGAAUAUCCUGGAGUCAGGUUUUACUUCGUCGAUGUCAACAAAGUUCCACAGGCGGUGGUGAAAAGAGGAAAUGUAACUAAAAUGCCCACUAUUCAGCUCUGGAAGGACGGAGAGUGGAAAGCAGAAGUAAUAGGUGGUCACAAAGCUUGGCUUGUGAUGGAUGAGGUCAGAGAAAUGAUCCAGAAGAACAAGUGACUUAGCACCCAUGUUAUGCAAUGGCCAAUGGAUAUUGUACCGUGUUCAAUGUAAAUAGAGAUAUCAGACGAUCUCUUCAUAUACUAAGCUGAAAUCAAACACAAAUAGAGCAACCAUGUUGGAAAUAACCAACCAAAUAAUACUGCUCCCUACUCCCUACGUUCAGUUCUCUUUGUAUAUGUAUGUUGGAACAAGAUGGAUUUUUAUGCCAGCACAAGGAAGCAAGGA